Molecule: messenger RNA, 348 nt
Organism: Volvox carteri f. nagariensis
Lineage: Eukaryota; Viridiplantae; Chlorophyta; Chlorophyceae; Chlamydomonadales; Volvocaceae
Exons: 1
Coding region: 1-348 (115 amino acids)
Source: RefSeq, a predicted model, not a curated record
AUGAAAGCAGGAGCAGGAGCAGGAGCAGGAGCAGGAGCAGGAGCAGGAGCAGGAGCAGGAGCAGGAGCAGGAGCAGGAGCAGGAGCAGGAGCAGGAGCAGGAGCAGGAGCAGGAGCAGGAGCAGGAGCAGGAGCAGGAGCAGGAGCAGGAGCAGGAGCAGGAGCAGGAGCAGGAGCAGGAGCAGGAGCAGGAGCAGGAGCAGGAGCAGGAGCAGGAGCAGCUGCAGGGGCAGGCGCAGGGGCAGGAGCAGGAGCAGGAGCAGGAGCAGGAGCAGGAGCAGGAGCAGGAGCAGGAGCAGGAGCAGGAGCAGGAGCAGGAGCAGGAGCAGGAGCAGGAGCAGGAGCAUGA